AUGCCAUUUCCGUCGAUAUUACAUCUGACAAUAGGAAGAUAUGCGAGCUAUGACUCCAACAAUCACAUGAGACGGCGUGCAAAACUCAUGGAAGCCAUCUUCCGCAUCCGAACAAUAUGA
Messenger RNA from Saccharomyces cerevisiae S288C, 120 nucleotides. RefSeq lists its product as uncharacterized. Lineage: Eukaryota; Fungi; Ascomycota; Saccharomycetes; Saccharomycetales; Saccharomycetaceae. The record is from RefSeq and is marked reviewed. The coding region runs from base 1 to 120 and encodes 39 amino acids. The transcript has a single exon.